GGUCAAAAUAGUACACGUCGAUUCGAGCGUCGCUAUCAUACAUCAGAUGGAAUUGAUGUCACAAAACCAAAAGCUGCUGUCAGUCUUCCGCCAAGUAUCCUUAAGCGUUUUUCUUGGAAUGUUUCUUCUGCAGUAGGUGGCUCAUCUAGGAAAAUUUCGAAUCGGAUGAAUGAGCAGCAAAAUCGCCGACAUUCACAGUCAACGGUGACCUCUUCAGAAUCAUUUAGUAGUUCGACAUCAGGUUUUAGCACGGCUUCAUCGUUUCUUGAUGGAUCAACUCUAACAGACGAUUCGUCCCCAAAUAAUAGUCCUGAUGUUCACAUUUCAACUGUCACCAUUGGCGAACAACGGACAUUCAGCAGUAAUUUCGAUAGCAGCCGUACUCUUAGGAUUAAUUUUGGCGAAGAUAAUGAAAAUCUCGAUGAAAAUGCGUCACAAAUUCCUCCUCCUUUGCCUGGUGUUCCCCCUCCAUCUUUAAAAAAAGAAAAGAAGCCACAACACAGGAAGCAGCAGGAAUUAAUGAAAUUUAUACUGGAUAAUCAUCUGGAAACAUCGUAA
This is a messenger RNA of Dracunculus medinensis (Guinea worm), 558 nucleotides long. The record is from the annotation of a GenBank genome assembly. Lineage: Eukaryota; Metazoa; Nematoda; Chromadorea; Rhabditida; Dracunculidae.